This is a messenger RNA of Rattus norvegicus (Norway rat), 1057 nucleotides long. It is a transcript of the gene Naa38, whose product is annotated as N(alpha)-acetyltransferase 38, NatC auxiliary subunit. Gene Ontology annotation, cellular component: NatC complex. Gene Ontology annotation, molecular function: RNA binding. The record is from RefSeq and is a predicted model, not a curated record. NCBI's taxonomy places the organism in Eukaryota, Metazoa, Chordata, Mammalia, Rodentia, Muridae.
CGCAGCUCGCUCCCAGCGCUCUCCAGCCGGGGCGGCAGCGGCGGCCGCGGUAGCGGCGGGGGAGGGGUGCAGCGGAGGAGGGGAGGAGGCCUGGCCCGGAGGCCGCCGCUGCCCGGACCGUGGGGCCCGUCUGGACCGGCCAGGCGCCCGGGACUCGCCUCGGCUCCGCAGAACCCGAACACCUCUUCCUCCAUGACCUUCGACACUGAUAAAAGUGGAAGAAACUGAGGCACGGGGAGAGAAAGGCAGCUGAGAAGAGAGGAAUGAGAAAUGCUCACCCUCCCCUAGUCAACCCCGUGAUGUUACCUGGAUGACAGCACACACUCCUUGGUCUCUUCACUGAAACCUAUGUCACGGAAAGACAUGGCCACACCUGGGGGAGUGACCUGCCGUGAGGAUGUAGGUGGACGUCAUGAAUGACAUACAAGCUGUACUUACCGGCAUGUGGAGCAGUCUAGUCGGCAUCUAGGAACCUGGCAUGAAACAAAAUCUCGCGAGAUCUCUGCAGUGGCGGAACCGGAGAUGAGGAAUUGUGAUCUCACGAAAGAGCUUGGGAGCACUCGCGAGAUCUGACGCGCCGACCCCAAAACGCUCUUAGGAAGUUUAAGGCCCAAAGGAGGUCCCAGGGCCAAUGGCCGGAGCUGGGCCGACCAUGCUACUACGAGAGGAGAAUGGCUGUUGCAGUCGGCGUCAGAGCAGCUCCAGCGCCGGGCAGGACUCUGAUGGGGAACAGGAGGACUCGCCUGCAGCGCGUGCCCGGCAGCAGCUAGAGGCAUUGCUCAACAAGACCAUGCGUAUUCGUAUGACAGACGGAAGGACACUAGUCGGCUGCUUCCUGUGCACCGAUCGUGACUGUAAUGUCAUCCUGGGCUCUGCGCAAGAAUUCCUCAAGCCUUCUGAUUCAUUUUCUGCGGGGGAACCCCGUGUGCUGGGUCUCGCCAUGGUACCAGGACACCACAUCGUUUCUAUUGAAGUCCAAAGGGAGAGUCUGUCGGGGGGCCCGUAUCUCUGACCACGAUUGCACUUCUCUUUGAGACCAUUAAACCCUAUGACCAAA